Messenger RNA from Pelobates fuscus (common spadefoot toad), 2684 nucleotides. It is a transcript of the gene DPAGT1, whose product is annotated as dolichyl-phosphate N-acetylglucosaminephosphotransferase 1. Bases 117 to 1328 code for a protein of 403 amino acids. Gene Ontology annotation, molecular function: UDP-N-acetylglucosamine-dolichyl-phosphate N-acetylglucosaminephosphotransferase activity. Lineage: Eukaryota; Metazoa; Chordata; Amphibia; Anura; Pelobatidae. The record is from RefSeq and is a predicted model, not a curated record. Gene Ontology annotation, cellular component: membrane. Gene Ontology annotation, biological process: dolichol-linked oligosaccharide biosynthetic process; protein N-linked glycosylation. The transcript is spliced from 9 exons.
GUUCAGAACACGUGGAAUUCAUGCAGUGGAGAAUGCUUAGAGGAAGCGGAACGUUGUUAUUGUUACAGUAACCACGUUCCGGUGUCAGAAACAGGAAGAGUGUUUUCCUUGGAAACAUGCCGGUCGUCCCGCUGCUGGUCAAUGUGGCUGGCUCGGUCCUGGGUGGCAUUGCCACCGCCACCCUUAUCCCCACAUUUAAAGAGCACUUUAUUGCUGCCAAACUGUAUGGAACAGACAUGAACAAGAAAAGCAGAGAACCUAUCCCCGAGUCCCAGGGAGUUAUCAGCGGAGUCGUCUUCCUACUUGUCAUGUUCUGCUUCAUUCCUGUCCCAUUCCUCAGCUGCUUUGUUGAGGACCAGUGCAAAGAAUUUCCACACCACGAGUUUGUAGCUCUAAUCGGUUCCCUCCUGGCUAUCUGCUGCAUGAUCUUCCUUGGUUUUGCAGAUGAUGUAUUGAAUCUACGUUGGCGCCAUAAGUUACUGUUGCCUACGGCUGCCUCGCUGCCACUGCUCAUGGUCUACUUCACCACCUUUGGCAAUACUACCAUUGUGGUACCCAAACCUCUACGGCCUCUCCUUGGAAUUCAUGUAGACUUGGGUCUCCUGUAUUAUGUUUAUAUGGGAAUGCUGGCUGUUUUCUGCACUAAUGCAAUAAACAUCCUGGCUGGGAUCAAUGGGUUGGAGGCUGGACAGUCCUUGAUAAUUGCUGGUUCUAUCAUAAUCUUUAAUAUUGUUGAACUUAAUGGAGAUUGCCGAGAUGAUCACCUCUUCUCUCUCUACUUCCUUAUUCCAUUCUUUUUCACCACUCUGGGACUACUGUAUCAUAACUGGUACCCAUCCCGUGUCUUUGUUGGUGACACUUUCUGUUAUUUUGCUGGAAUGACCUUUGCGGUAGUCGGCAUUGUUGGCCACUUCAGCAAAACCAUGCUGCUUUUCUUCAUCCCGCAAGUGUUGAACUUCCUGUAUUCUCUCCCUCAACUCUUUCACAUUAUCCCGUGUCCUCGUCAUCGCUUACCAAGAUUGGAUCCUAGUACUGGGAAACUAGGCAUGAGCUACUCAAAGUUUAAAGCAAAGGAUCUGUCUGGAAUUGGAUCUCUGGCAAUAAAAGUUACGGAAACCCUGGGUGUGGUGGAUGUCAGACGGGAACAGGGUGAAGAUGGAGAAUUUAUGGAAAUAAAUAACAUGACCCUUAUAAAUUUUGUGUUAAAAUUUAUUGGACCAACCCACGAGAGAAACUUAACAGUGCUGCUCCUGUUUAUCCAGGUCCUUGGUAGCAGUUGUGCCUUCCUGAUCCGCUAUCAGCUUGUCCGUCUCUUCUAUGAUGUUUGACAUCACUGUAAACCAGUGUGCAUGGACACUUGGUUAUUGCUGCUAAUGACAUUACAAGGGGAGACUUAACCUCUACUUUUUCUCAUACACAAGCUGGCCUUGCACACCUACGUUAGCUCUUAUAUGCACUGCUGUCUGGUGCUGGUCGAUAUUCCGUAAUGAAAGGCCUUUAAAUGUAUUGUCAGAAAACAAACCAAAUGUGUAUAUAUAUACUUAGGGAAUUACAAAUGAAGUACUUACAUAUGCAAAAUAUUAGAAAUGUUGUUUUGCCAUUUAAAAAGCUCUUAUUUGGAGUAUCAUAAUUCAACGGUUGUACACUUACUGAUUGAAGAGAAUUGGUUAGUUUAAUUUUAGAAUACUGUUGUGAUUGGAGUUAAAUGUUGUAAGGUUAGAACAAGAAAUUGUAUUUCCUUUUCAUUGUAACAUGCUGUCACUUUAAUGUGCGACCUUUAGACUAAUAUCUUAUAUAAGCAGGGUCCUCGAAACUCCUGUUUGGACAUAAUUCACUUGAAGCACAGUGAUUUUUAGCUCAAAGAACAAUUAAUGGAGAAGGAAUGUACAGUCGACAUAGUGAAGCUUAAUAAAAAAAGCUUUUAGGCCAGAGGUGCCCAAAAGGUAAAUCCCAGGAUGUUGUAGAACUACAACUUCCACAGUGCUUUGCAUGCCUUUAAAAUGCUAUAGAAUGACAAAGAAUCAUGGAAGUUGUAGUUUUUUGAGCACCCCUGUUCUAAUCUAUACCAGGUUGGAAAAGCAUUCUGGAUAAUGAAGUUUCCCAACAGUUUUAGAUGUAUCUAUUAAUUACCUUUUAUUUAUAGCUCACCUAGUGCUGAACUGCCGCCAUUAAACAUUAACAGUAUUAAUGUUCUUAUUCUUAUGUUACUUUGCGUGGAGCAGUUUAUGGCAUUUUAUUUAUCAAGGACCUGGUAUGUUAAACUCCAAAACACCCUUAUCACAAUAAAAGCUUAAUUAAAGGUACAAAACAAUUUAAUGUAAAAACAAAGCAAAAUUAAUGAAUUUGGUGUGACUAUAUAUUGUUUAGUAAUCUAUUAUAACUAAUGGCAAUCACAAUGGAAUCUGCAGAGAAUGAAAUGUAGAAUGUUGAUUAUUUAUUUUGACUUGAGAUUUCUAAACUACAAUUUUAAUUUUGUAAAUAAGACAAACAGGUCCUGUCUGUGAACAAGUAAAAGUGUGUCGUGGAUUAUGUUUGGAAUACAUACAUCACUUUUAAAAUGUAUCAUGUACACCAUUCUUGACAGAUUUUUAUUAAAGAAUUUUUUUUUCUUUACACUGUAGUUUCCGGAAUAUGUUGGUGCCCCAUCUCAGAUCUUUACUUUUUAAUAAAUGACAUGUCAUUUA